This is a messenger RNA of Spinacia oleracea (spinach), 3209 nucleotides long. RefSeq lists its product as uncharacterized. Lineage: Eukaryota; Viridiplantae; Streptophyta; Magnoliopsida; Caryophyllales; Amaranthaceae. The record is from RefSeq and is a predicted model, not a curated record. The transcript has 7 exons. Bases 253 to 2991 code for a protein of 912 amino acids.
GAAAAGAGAGAGAGAGAGAGAGAAAAAAAUACAAGAAUCGUAAUAUCUACGAGACUAAAGAAUCCAAAAGGAAGAAAAAGAUAAAGAAAAAUGUGGGCAAAUGAUCCGGUUUUAAUUUUUUAAAAUUUAGAGAUCUUUGUUUAUACACGUAUAUGACUUGUGUUAAUUUAAGUUUGAGGUUUAGAAAUCUGCUAUGUUGUGAGAUUUUCUUUGGCAACCCUUAUUCAACAUUAAAUUUGUAGUUUUCUGAAGAUGGCCUCCUCCCAAGUUGAAUUUUCUUCGCCAUCUUCUCCGUUUGGAAGUGUUCUUAGGGAUCACCAUCAUAAAGAAAGGCAUAGGGAGACAAAGACUAAUCUCGCCCAAAAAUCUCAAACAAAAUUUCAGAAAAACUUCAAGAUGUUGGUUAGAGACCAUUUUCAUUCAUGUGUUUCAAUCUCCGGAAAAGACUCAAGCAUUGAGGGAAAUGAGACUCCUUGUCUUGAAAGCACUAGUUUUGGUUGUUGGGGAUCUAAAAGUAAUAAUUACAACAACACCUAUUUUAAAGGUGUUAAUACAAACCAAACUUCAAACCAUAGAGACAAUGCGGAGAUAUCAUCUUCAUCUUUAAUGAGAAAACUACAAUCUCAUAUUCUAGAUUCAUGUAUUUUGCAACAAGAAGAAAAGAAGGUGAACACAAUUGAUAUACAAGGGCAUGAAACAAAACAUAUGGGUUUAUCAAAAUCGAACUCCUUUUCUUCGAGGGCAUCUAGCUCAAUGAGUGGUCCUUCUCCAACUUCAUCUAAUUGUUCAUCCACCGAUUUAAGUGUUUCUUCUUUGGUUCAAAUUUGGAGAAGUUUUGAAUCUGAAACUAAGAAAAACCAAUGCAGCAAAGUUAGUGAAAAUAUGGAAGGGCAAAAUUCAUGUUUAGAUACAAAUGUAGUUGUUGAAAAGAGCAAAUUGAGCUUUAGCCCUUCUUCUGACGAUUUAGAAACAACAACAACAACAACAAAUUAUAUGCAAGUGUACACAUCAAACAUAAAGUCAUCCCAAUAUACAUCUCAACAUGACGAAUACAACGACCAAAAAGAUAAACAUCGUCAUCAUCAUCAUCAUCAUCAACAACAACAACAACAACAACAACAACAACAACAACAACAACAACAACAACAACAAUGUGAUAUAUCUUGUUUAAAAGGAGAAAAUGAAGGAAUUAAUGUGGCUGGCUUGGUCAAAACAUGGGCUAAUACAUAUCAAGUUAAGCGUGAUCACAUUUAUCAAGAGCAACAACCCACAUCUGGGGUAUGUUUAAGUAAAUUGAAAACUAGAAUGGAUAUAAGAGACCAAAUUCUAAUUUCUUCUCCUAUUAUUAAUUCCUCAAAGUUAAGGGGAAGACAAGCUAUUACUGAUUUGUUCAUGAAAAUGGAGAGAGAAAGGUACAAGGAGGUCGAGUCACUAACAUUACGUCAAGCAGUAACCAAAUUUCCUCAACGUGGUCGUAUUCAGACAUUUCUCCGUUUAAAAAUAUUGCGACGGGAAAUAUCCACACAAGAAGAACAACAAUCAUCGCCAAAGUCAAAUUCAAGAGGAUCAAACCAGUCACAAAUUACGGGUAACAUUCACAAUAUAAGACGGGAAUUUCGUGCACCAAUUAAUCACGAUGCAAUCAAUAAGAUAAAUAAUUUUAAAGAGUCAACCAGUAGCGUCCAAGAGGCUGGUAGUGUUGUUAUUGCUUCAACGCAAACAAUAUUUAACAAUCAAGAUGGAGAUUGUGAAGAGUUUAAUAUUGAAGAAUCCAAUGUGAAUUUUUCUCAUAUAAAUAUUGUGAAGAACAAUCAAGAUGAGGAAAUAAGUUUGUCUUCCAAUCAAGUAUCAUUUGGAGAACAGGCUAAUGAUCGCCACAAUAAUAAUAUUAAACAACUAGAAUCACACCUGAUUGAAGAAGAUCUAUUGCUUGAAAAUUCAACAAUUGGAGAGACAAAUUUUCCCUUCGAUAUUCAAAGGCAAAAAAUUAGAUAUGGAGGUGAUGUUAAUUGCAAUAGACAAGUAGUCACAAGUAUGGCAAUUCCAUGUGCUAAUUGGAAAGACGAAAAUAAUACAUCCGAUGAGCAUGAAUUAGAGAACAAUCAACAAAACUUUGGAGAAGAUCUUGAUUGGAUUAUUGAUAUUGCUCGUCCUCGUAUUUACUGGGAAGAUUGUAGGAAAGUACGCUACCAAGAGAUGUUAGACAAUCAAUCCAAAGAUAAGGAUCUAAGACAACUUAUUGAGAGAGGAAGUGUAUCAUCAAUUCUUGCAAGUGAUUUUCGAGAAAGGAUGGACAAAUUAAUAAUGUCAUCUGUUCAAAGAGUACUACAUUCAACUAGCAACGAGGAUGAACAAACACCAUCAUUAAGAAAUUACCAUGAAGAGGAAGAGGAAGAGGAAAACGAGAAAGAUGACCAAGAAAAUAUGCAACUAACUUCUCAACACUAUCAUUAUGUUGAGGAAAUUGAAGAAGAAAAUGUAGAAAGAGAUUUGAAUGCAAGCUUACAACAAUAUCAAGAUGUUAGUGACUAUGAUCAAACUCCAUUUUGCUCACAAGAACUUUCACCAAAUCCUUCUUAUUAUCACAACAUAGAAGGUUCAUCGUCAAAGACCGUCUCAACAAUCGAUGUUGAACUAAUUUAUGAUUUGAGGACACACAUGCAACAACUUUAUCAAGAAAUGUUUGAGUUACGAAAAUCGAUUACAAGUUGUAUGGAUAUGCAAUUGAAGUUGCAAAGCUCUAUUAAGGAAGAGGUCUCAACUGCCAUUAAACAAAGAGAUAAAGAUAACCAAAAAUGCUCAAGUGGGAGACAGCUAAGAAUGGGUUGUUGUCAUAUUUGUUAUGAGAAAAAGAUAGAUUCACUUUUAUACAGAUGUGGUCAUAUGUGCACCUGUUUCAACUGCGCCAAUGAAUUGCGAUGGAGUAGUGGAAAAUGUCCGAUUUGUCGAGCUCAAAUUAUCGAUGUAGUACGAACAUAUUAUGACAUAUAAAUUAAGCGAGUUCUUGGUUUAGAGGACCGCCAUUAUAUGGAAUUAUUUUUCCUUUCUCUCGAUUAAACUUUAUGAAACUUUUCUUUUAUUUUGAAUCAUUUAUUUUCUAUAAAGUAGGAUUUAUAAGAAAAAUAGGUAUUGCGCACACCCGAUGUACAAUAAAUUUAUUAUACACCGGGAUAAUUUUUAUCCAAUUUUUGGUAAAGUUUACCAUGUUU